This is a messenger RNA of Phytophthora sojae, 765 nucleotides long. RefSeq lists its product as hypothetical. Lineage: Eukaryota; Oomycota; Peronosporomycetes; Peronosporales; Peronosporaceae. The record is from RefSeq and is a predicted model, not a curated record. The annotation marks the transcript as partial. The transcript has 2 exons.
CUAGAGCACUUCCAGCGCAAGUUUGCAGCAACAGCAGUUCCGUUUGGUGUGAGCAGUCUAGACGAAAACGGUGUGCGAACCAAGGCUCGGAGUGCAGCGAAGUUUUUCAUGCCACUGAAGCCAGACAAGUUUGCGAUUCGAUUCUACGCUGUAGUGGGCUGGGGCUCUCUGUAUGUACACAGCCUAUGGGACAAUGGAUCAGGAAAUAAGCUGCCGACAACGCCCGCGCAGCGGUACACUCGACUUUUCCCAAGAAUGCGAACUCCGGUGGACAAUACGCUGCGUCGGGCGGAUGUUCGGAUUAAGUCGGAUGCUACCGGUGCACUGUGGAUGGCUAUGAUAGCCCAUCAAACAAAACUCUUUCCAGCUCCAUCGCAGAGGCGCUUGCUUGUGUGCGACAAUUUUUAUACACGGCAUGAUCUUGCCAAUGCCGUUCUUGCGUUGACGAAUGGAGAAGUCCGCAUGCUUGGGACAAUCCGGCGAGACUGGGUUGGUCGCUUAAACAAAGCGGCCGUUAGACUAUCGAUGAGCCUACUCACUUGGGCUUUGGAUAUGUCAAUCAUCAACGCCUUUGCGCUGAUGAAGCAGGUUGCCCCAGAGUCGCAGACACGCCCAAAACCCUUCGUGAGUUCAAGCGGAGGGUAUGUGAAUCUCUCACUGAACCAUACCGCCGUUCGCGAGAACGGAAACGCGCUUCAUCAAAACGGCCAAGAUGCCUUUCGCCUUCCAACAUGGUGGUCGAAGAUACGGCACUUCAUUCUUUGA